CAAAACUCAAAGUUUUGUAAAUAAAAGUUUUGACAUUUGAUUGCCAUUUGAGUGACAAUUAAGCACUUAAUGUGAAAACAAACACCAAUUGUGUGGCAAAUAAUGGCCAAUAAUAUAGACUUUGAUUCACUUUUAUUACUCACGAAAGCCAAAAGUGAAUCCGAUAUACAAUUAAUAUGCGAUAACUAUAUAGACAUACAAUCGAUGACUAUAUCUGUGCCCAGAGUUGUGGUCAACAAAACCAGACAACUCUUAGACAACUAC
Oppiella nova is the source of this 264-nucleotide messenger RNA. NCBI's taxonomy places the organism in Eukaryota, Metazoa, Arthropoda, Arachnida, Sarcoptiformes, Oppiidae. The record is from the annotation of a GenBank genome assembly.